UGGUGUGCCGUCCUCUUCUGCUCCAAGUCAAACUUGGCACAUGGUGAACAAAACAAGGCGUGUUUCUGACACAAACAACAGAGAGCAGAGUGCAUCCUUGUACACAGCUCAGGCCCCCACCAUGCCUCUCCUCUCACAGUGUCGUUUCUGUAAGGAUACUCUCACUCUUCGUGCUCUAGUCAACACACGUUAUGGUGAGAUGGUUCCUCUGAAGGCAUGUCCAGGCAGGUGAAAGGAUGGUUUCCAUCACAGGGAAGAGCAGAAGCUUUGUGCUGCUUCUUCUUUCACUCCCACAAUCGAUCUUUCCCCCUCUGCCCCUCUUCUUCUUCACUGUAAUAACCGUUUCUGUCUGGCCUGCUCUCGCGUUAGCCGCCCUGAGAACACCAAAAGCUGGGACUCCUCUCGUUGGCGACACAAACAAAUCAACCUCCAUCCUGCCAGCUACCAUUUCUACUGCUUUUACCGAUUCUGAAAUCAAAACAUCCUCACCACCCAAACAGUCCUCAAACUACUUUUCUCUUACAGCCGUUACCCCAUCUUCUUUGUCAAAAGAGUCACUCUUUGACCAAACAGCCCGCAAACACUUCCUCAUAACCUCACCCACAGCUUCUACAAAAGCUGUUUCCCCUCAGUUCGGCAAAAAAGCCUAUCUGAGUCCUUGUUCAGGCCAUUGUCACCCUGUAGCUCGCUGUCUUCCUCGGCCCCUAAAACAAAUUUCACGGUUGCAACCUCACCCCUGUAAACGUUUAACUCUGUCCGUCAAAACUAUGGCACCUCCUUCACACAAAAACCUUCAAUCUUCUCUAUCCAAAAUGUCUCUGUAUCCUGCAUCUUCUAAAAAACGUCCUCCUCAGCCUUCUAAACCUCACUCUCCUGUCUCAUCAGCCUCCAACUCGACUUUACCUCCAAAAGUUUUGCCAUCUUCUAAUUCUUCAAACAAGCUUCUCUCUCCUGUUUCAACGUUGUCGUCUCCCACAAGAUUCUUGUCUUUAUUCCCAAAAACUUCACCAACUCCUCAUGCCAAAAUUUCACCCAUCCCGCUCCUCAAAACCUCACCACCUCCCUCAGAAGGAACAACCUUCCGCCAGCCCAGGCCACCUCGUCUUCGCUCCAUCCCUCACACCACAGGUCCACUGUUUGAACACCAGCCUUUCAUUGUUAGCUGGAACAUCCCUGGUCUGGUGUGUAACAGAUACAACAUCUCGCUGGACACCUCGCCCUUUAAAGGAGUGGCCACACCUGCUAAGGUUCCAGGCCAGUUCCUGUCUCUGUUCUACACAGAUCGACUGGGUCUUUAUCCACAUAUAGACCUCACGAGUAGGAAACAGUUCUAUGGUGGCAUUCCUCAGAGAGGUAACCUGAAAGCCAGCAUGAACAAGGCCAGAGCAGAUAUUAACUACUACAUCCCAUCCAAGACAAGCCGAGGCUUGGCUGUGAUAGACUGGGAGGAAUGGCGCCCCCUAUGGGACAGAAAUUGGGGCACUAAGAAAAUCUACCAGACUUUAUCUGUGGCACAUGUUAUGAAGACAAACCGCUCCCUCACAAUGCAGCAGGCCACAGAAAAGGCCAAACAACAGUUCCAGCUGGCAGCCAGAAGUUUGAUGUCAGGGAUGUUGGCAAUGGGGAGAGCUAUGAGACCCAACUAUCUCUGGGGCUUCUACCUGUUUCCUAACUGCUAUAACUAUGGCUGGUUGGAGCCACACUACACAGGCAGGUGCUCCAAGGAGGUGAGGAUGCAGAAUGAUGAGCUGCUGUGGCUCUGGGAGUCCAGCACUGCCCUCUACCCCUCUGUUUAUCUGCAGGCUUCGUUGGCAGACAAUCCCAGAGCUGCACUGAUGGUGAGAAACCGUGUCCAGGAAGCUUUGAGAGUGUCCACCCUGCCAAGACGGAGUGGCACUGCGCCCGUGUUUGUUUACAUGAGACCUGUUUUUGUUGAUCAGAACAGACGCUUCCUCAGCCAGGGGGACUUGGUCAGCACCAUUGGGGAGAGUGCAGCAGUGGGAGCGUCUGGUGCUGUGUUGUGGGGGGCCAGCGCUGACUAUGAUGACCAGGCCUCUUGUGAAUCCCUCUCAUCCUACCUCUCCUCCACCCUCAACCCUUACGUCACCAAUGUCACUGUGGCCGCUCAGCUCUGCAGCAACUUCCUGUGCCAGGGAAACGGCCGCUGUGUCCGCAAAAACUACAACUCCAAUCACUACCUCCACCUAAACCCUGAGAAUUUCAGGGUCUUGUAUAUUCGGAAACGCUAUCUAGUUCUAGGGAGACCUAACUUUGCAGACCUGAAGACUUUGAGCAGGAGAUUUACCUGCCAAUGCUACAAAGGACUGAGGUGCACUCCCAGGACAUACAGUGAGCUUGUGAAGGCCCUGAUAUUUAGUGUGAAACAAGGGCUGCACAAAAAAGCCCAUAUUCUGAAUAAAACUGUGCUGGAUGAUAGACAACAAGCUAGUAUUACUAAGGAUAAUGUUAAAAAGAACUUGAAAGUUUAGCUUGUUACAGUUUUCAGGAAACACAACACUUAAACCAAACCAUUCUGCAAUCUAGGGCUGGACACUGAAAUCCAGAUGAUCAAAGGGUGUCUUUGCAUGUUUGACCCAUAGUUUGAUUUGCAUGGCCAGUGAUUAAAAUGAAAAUACAGCAGGCUUGGCUCAGCUGGAGCGCACAUAAGCAGAUUGCCAUCACAAUGCAACCUCUAUGCUCACGGGGCUACUGGUUGAAGGGCUCUUCUUCUCAAUAGUUGUGCUAUGGCCUCCCAUCACUUAAAUACACUGGAAGAUUUAAAGUACUCAGGAAGCAUCACCUCAUCUAUAUCCUUCAUGCUGUGACCACUGACAGAAGGUAUCAUGUUGCAUAGUCUUGCCAAAGAACAGGGCUACCAUCAGGGGUUUGCCAACAGUUGAGUAUACCCUCAUCUCAGAUCAAACUUGGAGGAAACACUAAUACAGACUAUACUUUAUCAAACACACCAUAUUAUUCACAGUAGGCAUUUGCAUAUGAUUUGACUGUAUAUGUAAAUAAAUGAAGAGAGACAGAG
This is a messenger RNA of Seriola aureovittata, 3034 nucleotides long. Its product is annotated as hyaluronidase PH-20-like. Bases 237 to 2489 code for a protein of 750 amino acids. Gene Ontology annotation, cellular component: acrosomal vesicle. Gene Ontology annotation, molecular function: hyalurononglucosaminidase activity. Gene Ontology annotation, biological process: hyaluronan catabolic process; carbohydrate metabolic process. The transcript has 8 exons. The record is from RefSeq and is a predicted model, not a curated record. NCBI's taxonomy places the organism in Eukaryota, Metazoa, Chordata, Actinopteri, Carangiformes, Carangidae.